Sphenostylis stenocarpa is the source of this 402-nucleotide messenger RNA. Lineage: Eukaryota; Viridiplantae; Streptophyta; Magnoliopsida; Fabales; Fabaceae. The record is from the annotation of a GenBank genome assembly.
AUGUCUUCUCGAGCAAUCGCUGUUCUGAUGCUUCUUUUGCCUCUGAUGAUGACAAAUUCCACGGCCACACCGAGCCCCAUAGAGCAUUGCCUGAGGAUGCGACUGUAUCCUCCGUCUCCUCCACCGGCGGGUUCGGAACUCUUUAAAAUCUACGAUUUCAGUCGCAGUCUAUGCCAAGAUGUGUUUCGCGGUGUCAGACAUUCGCUGCGGAUAACAGGGGAAUUGCCUCUCGAUUACAUAAUUGCCCUCUGUGACAUCUUCGGCGACAACGAGGACAAGGUUGAGAGUUACGUCAAACACAUUCUCGGAACGAACGAUUUUCUCAAGCUUUCCGGGGGUCGCACUUGCGCCACCAUCCGAAUGAGGCAACGCGCCAACCCGGACAGGUCCUCACUCUGGUGA